This is a messenger RNA of Anguilla anguilla (European eel), 2652 nucleotides long. RefSeq names its product glucosaminyl (N-acetyl) transferase 3, mucin type (gene gcnt3). The transcript is spliced from 4 exons. Bases 300 to 1856 code for a protein of 518 amino acids. Gene Ontology annotation, cellular component: membrane. The record is from RefSeq and is a predicted model, not a curated record. Lineage: Eukaryota; Metazoa; Chordata; Actinopteri; Anguilliformes; Anguillidae. Gene Ontology annotation, molecular function: acetylglucosaminyltransferase activity.
UUUUAAACAUUUCAAACUAGGAUUCCAAGAAUUUUAAAAUUCAAUUUUAAAAGAAACACUUUAGAGGUGGCCAUGAGUGAUUUGUAAUGCUUUAGGAAGAGUUUCUUUGACAGUUAGAAGUUCUUAUCUUUAUAUUUCCGCUACUCCUGCUUGUUGAUGAUUAACACUUAACAUGGGGUGUGGUUUUGCUACUUGACUUUGCAUUACAUUCCCAUUGAAAAGAUCAGUUGUUUUUAGGCAGGAUCGGGUCAGCGUAGAUCCAUUUAAGCUAGAAUUAGUCUUUAAAAUACUCGUUGACAAUGGUCAUGUGGAAGAAACUGAAAUUUCAGGAACCAUUGAUAAGAACCUUGUUUAUUCUCAUUGGUGCAUCGAUUACCUGUCUGUGGCUGUCGUCAGGAAACAGCUGCGCUGGUGACGAGCAGGAUCCCAGACCCACUCACCUUCUCGGGGAGGACCGAGCCAGUCUACUGGCCUGCUCGGCCAUCAUCAGAGGGGACAUGGAAGGCGCCGAGGAGGCGGACCUUGUUAGGCUGCUGGCCUCUAGGAAGAAGAGCAGGCUUCUGUCCGAGGCUUUCUUCCUGAACGCUACGCGGGACUGCAAGGUUUACGUGAGGGAGAGGAAAUUCCUCACCUCGACUCCGAGCGCGGAGGAGGUGGAGUUCCCCAUCGCGUACUCCAUGGUGGUCCACGAGAAAAUCGAGAUGUUCGAGAGGCUCCUGCGGGCUAUAUACGUGCCCCACAACGUGUACUGCGUGCACGUGGACCGCAAGUCCCCAGAGGCCUUCAGGCUUGCCGUCCAGGGCAUCAUCUCCUGCCUGCCCAACGUGUUUGUGGCCAGCAGGCUGGAGAGCGUGAUAUACGCGUCCUGGUCCCGGGUGCAAGCGGACCUCAACUGCAUGGAGGACCUCAUGAAGUCGCCGGUCCGGUGGAGGUACCUGCUCAACACCUGCGGCACCGACUUCCCCAUCAAAACGAAUGCGGAGAUCGUGCGAGCUCUCAAACAGCUCAACGGCAGGAACAGCAUGGAGUCCGAAGAGACGAACAACUACAAGAAAGGCCGCUGGAUGUACCGCCACAACGUGUCGCACGCCGUGAUCAGGACAAACCUGAAGAAGGAUCCUCCCCCCAUCAGCACCCCUAUGUUCUCUGGGAACGCCUACUUCGUGGUCACCCGGGAGUUUGUGAGGCACCUGUCUGAAAGCCAGGAGGUGCGGUCCCUCAUCGAGUGGGAGAAGGAUACCUACAGCCCCGACGAACACCUGUGGGCCACCCUGCAGAGAAUGCCCUCCGUCCCCGGCUCCGAUCCCCCCAACAGCAAGUACCAGCAGUCGGACAUGGAGGCCAUCGCCCGCCUGGUGAAGUGGAGCUACCUGGAAGGGGACGUGAGGAAGGGUGCGCCCUACCCGCCCUGCACCGGGACUCACCGAAGAGCCGUGUGCGUCUACGGCACCGGGGACCUCCACUGGAUGCUCAGCCAGCAUCACCUUUUCGCCAACAAGUUUGACCCCGAAGUGGACGACCUUGCUAUCAGGUGCCUGGAAGCGCACCUCCGUUACAAAGUGGUUUAUGGGGAAUCAUUAACUGCAGUGGUGCACAGGGAUUUUCCAGAAAGCACUUAUGAUCGGAAUGCUGCCAAAGAAAAAGACCCACUUCACGUUAAGGGUUACCCAUUCCACUUCAGUGCUGCCAAAAAUAGCAAGGCAGUGGCCUACAAUGCAAAGCCACAUCUGACAACCCGGAACCAUACCGCCAUCACCAGGCUCCACACAUCAAACCCAACAGAGUGCUACGUCACAGCGACAGGAAAAGGCAAACAGGAAGGAGACGCGGUGUGGCAGUGUGAGGAGCUGACAUGAGCAGCAGUGCGGAAGAGCAGUCCACCCUCCUGCUGGAGACGGCCGAGCUAGCGGCCUGCUGCGCACGCUAGCGGUCAUGCCCUUUCUCCUAAUGAAGACGAGGAAUGUCCCAGGAUACUGUUACCAUCCCUGCCCCCGGUACCCUGGUCUGUGUCAGGCCAGGAAGCUGUGCCUGCUCGGUGCCAUUUGUUAUUGGGGCGGGGGGCCUUUCCACAGGCAGUUACUUCAGAACCCCUCAGAACAAACACUUUGUUUGAAGAUGGAUUUACCACCCCCAACAAUGUCUUCUCUCCACUGAUACCAAGGAAACUGUGGCUUAUUACAUUUACGACAAAGAAAACGUACCCAAAAUGAUUUAAGAAGGGAGUUUUCAGGUAAAUGUACCAAUCAGACCCACCGAUCAGGACUAAGGGUUAUGAGCAAAUACACGCUGCUUACUGUCAGCCUGGAGUUCUACUACGAUGAAUACAAAACUGUGUUGCCCCCAAAAGGGUAGAGGUGAAGGUGGAAUACAAAACCCCUACUGGCAAUCUGAUAUAGCAAAAUCCACACAAAACCAGAGAUGUAAACAGCACCUAGGGUGGUACUAUGGGAAAACUGGAGAGAACAAAUGUUUAUCCACGCUGAAAGGCCAUACAGUGUAAUGUGUUCCUGAAAGGCAGAAAGUUUUUUCCUAUGAUACUUUUUAAAAAUAUAUGCUGACUUACCCCCCAGGACAAAAAGAAAAAUUUAUUUUAAAAGUACCAUAUAUAAUAAGUAAAGAACAUUCCUAUGAACAAUGUAACACCUCUCAUUA